Messenger RNA from Camellia sinensis, 2352 nucleotides. NCBI's taxonomy places the organism in Eukaryota, Viridiplantae, Streptophyta, Magnoliopsida, Ericales, Theaceae. The record is from RefSeq and is a predicted model, not a curated record.
AUGGCUUUACCUUCAACAACACAAUCAUGGAUGAAUAGCAUUAACAUCCCUAACUUUGAUCAUGACAUCCCCGCAGCAGCAAAGAGAGACAUAAGUUGUUACCUGCCACUCCACAUAGCCAUACUCCAAGGCAACUGGGAGAAUGCCAGUAAAAUUUUUGAAAAUGACCCCAACGCGAUCACAGCCCGUCUCACCGCCCUCUCGGAGACGCCUCUUCUCGUGGCAGUUAAGGUAAGGCAGGGGAUCCUGUUUGUCAGGAAACUAGUGGAGUUGAUGCAGCCGGAGGCACUGGCUUUGACUGACUACUUUGGCAAUACAGCACUUCAUGCAGUUGCAGUGCUUGGCAAUAUUAUUGAAGCCAAGCAGGGGAUCCUGUUUGUCAGGAAACUAGUGGAGUUGAUGCAGCCGGAGGCACUGGCUUUGACUGACUACUUUGGCAAUACAGCACUUCAUGCAGUUGCAGUGCUUGGCAAUAUUAUUGAAGCCAAGUUGAUUGUGGAGAAAAACCCAGACUUGCCUAAUAUCUGGAACAAUGAUGGCUUUCUGCCUCUCCACUUGGCUGCCAUGCAUGGUCAGAGGAAGAUGACUCUGUUCUUGCUGUCUGUCACCAGAGAUGACGAGGAAUCGAAACCUUAUGAAGGCGAAGCAGGUGCAACGCUCAUGCGUUUUGCUAUAAAUGUUGGAUUCUAUGACCUGGCUUUGGAUCUUCUCAGCCGCAACCCUAAGCUGGCGUGGAAAGAUUUUUCUCCUCUAGAAGUGAUGGCUCAAGAGCAUUCUGCUUUCCCAAGCGGUACAUGCUUCAACAUAUGGAAGUGCUUCAUCUAUACUUGUGUCCCUUUGAAAUUAAUAGAUCCCAAUCAAGGAAAUGAUCAAUCUCAAGUGCCACACCAUAGGCGCUGUUGUGCUCCAAUUUUUGGCUGUAAGCAAUUAAUAUCAGUGUGGCAAAAAUUCCAUGUAGUUUUAUGGAAAGUCCUUGAAACAUCAGUGCCACCAAUCAACCGAAUUGGUCAGACAAAAAUGAUGCAUCAUCAAGCAAUUCAUCUUGUCAAAAGAAUAUGCAGGGAAGUUAUAGGUCUAGACAACACAAAAGCUUCCUCCAUACUUAGAUUGCCAUUCCUUUUAGCAGCACAGUAUGGGAUUCAUGAAAUUGUCAAAGAAAUUUUGGACUCAUUUCCCGAUGCAAUUACGUUCGUAGAUGAAGAAAACCACACUGCAUUCCAUCUCGCAGUUAUGUACCGUCAUGAAAAAGUUUUCAAGGUCAUGCAUCAGCGAAGUGGGCAAUAUAAAUUCUUAUUAUCUUUGUUACCAGACAAUGAUGGAAAUAAUAUGCUCCAUUUGGUUGGAUAUAAGGCUCGCCAACAACGCCUCGAUUUCUCUUCUGGGGCAGUUCUACAAAUGCAGCGUGAAUUACAAUGGUUUAAGGUAGUGGAGAAGUUUGUGCUACCUCAAGAAAGAAAAUCCAAGAACUGUGAUGGGAAGACACCAUUGCAAAUAUUCAUUGAAGAACACAAGGAAUUGAUGGCAUAUGAAGGGCAAUGGAUGAUGGGCAAGGCAACAUCAUGCACGGUUGCAGCGUCACUCAUUGCCACAGUUGUUUUUGCAGCAGCUAUCACAGUUCCAGGAGGGAGCACAGUUGAUGGAUUCCCAAUUUUCUCCAAAAAAAAAGCCUUUAUAGUCUUUGCCAUAUCAGAUGGACUUGCCCUUGUUUCAGCUCUCUCCACGGUGUUGUCCUUCUUGUCAAUUUUCACUUCGCGCUAUGCAGUAGUGGAGAAGUUUGUGCUACCUCAAGAAAGAAAAUCCAAGAACUGUGAUGGGAAGACACCAUUGCAAAUAUUCAUUGAAGAACACAAGGAAUUGAUGGCAUAUGAAGGGCAAUGGAUGAUGGGCAUGGCAACAUCGUGCACGGUUGCAGCGUCACUCAUUGCCACAGUUGUUUUUGCAGCAGCUAUCACAGUUCCAGGAGGGAGCACAGUUGAUGGAUUCCCAAUUUUCUCCAAAAAAAAAGCCUUUAUAGUCUUUGCCAUAUCAGAUGGACUUGCCCUUGUUUCAGCUCUCUCCACGGUGUUGUCCUUCUUGUCAAUUUUCACUUCGCGCUAUGCAGUAAUUGAUUAUCUGUAUGCCUUGCCAAUGAGAUUAAUAAUCGGCCUAUUGGCGCUAUUCCUUUCAGUAAUAACCAUGAUGACAGCCUUCAGUGCCACACUCUAUCUAGUGUUUUCCAAGGAAAAUGCCUUGAUUCUAAUUCCAGUUGCCACAUUGGCUUGUCUACCGGUGGCCUUGUUUGCAACAUUGCAAUUACCACCCCUUCUAAACAUGAUAAAAUCUACAUAUGGCCCAAGCAUUUUUAGUCAAUGA